Molecule: messenger RNA, 4011 nt
Organism: Diceros bicornis minor
Lineage: Eukaryota; Metazoa; Chordata; Mammalia; Perissodactyla; Rhinocerotidae
Gene: CDS2
Product: CDP-diacylglycerol synthase 2
Exons: 13
Coding region: 253-1590 (445 amino acids)
Cellular component (GO): endoplasmic reticulum membrane
Molecular function (GO): phosphatidate cytidylyltransferase activity
Source: RefSeq, a predicted model, not a curated record
GCCCUCCUCCGGAGAGAAGCGGCCAGCGGGCCUGGGACGGGCCAGACUGACUGCGCCCCGCCACAGUAAAAGGGCGGUGGCGGCGCUGGGCGGGGCCGAGCUCCAGGGCUGGCAGCGGGGCUGCGGUGGGGCCUGCGAGCCGCUCAGGCGUGGCGGGGCCGGCCGAGCGGAGUCCGCGCGCGUCCCCGCUGAGCUGCCCGCUCCGGCGGCUGCGCUGCUCGCCCGCGGCGACGUCGCGCCGGUGUCUCCAGCAUGACGGAGCUGAGGCAGAGGGCCGCCCGCGAGCCGGACGGUCCGCCCGAGGACAAGGAGUCAGAGUCAGAAGCAAAGGUAGAUGGAGAGACCGCAUCAGACAGUGAGAGCCGAGCAGAAGCUUCUCCCCCACUAAUCCCUGCAGAUGAUACCCCGGAGGUCCUCAACAGGGCCCUUUCCAGCUUGUCUUCAAGAUGGAAGAACUGGUGGGUGAGAGGCAUCCUGACUUUGGCCAUGAUUGCAUUUUUCUUCGUCAUCAUUUAUCUGGGACCAUUGGUUUUAAUGAUGAUUGUGCUGUGUGUUCAGAUUAAGUGUUUCCACGAGAUUAUCACUAUUGGCUACAAUGUUUACCACUCCUAUGACCUGCCCUGGUUCAGGACCCUCAGCUGGUACUUCCUACUGUGUGUAAAUUAUUUCUUCUAUGGUGAAACAGUGACGGAUUACUUCUUCACUCUGGUCCAGAGAGAGGAGCCUUUGCGGAUUCUCAGUAAAUACCACCGGUUCAUUUCCUUUACUCUCUAUCUAAUAGGAUUCUGCAUGUUUGUACUGAGUCUGGUCAAGAAGCAUUAUCGACUCCAGUUCUACAUGUUUGGCUGGACCCAUGUAACGUUACUGAUCGUUGUAACCCAGUCCCAUCUUGUCAUCCACAACCUGUUUGAAGGAAUGAUCUGGUUCAUUGUCCCCAUCUCUUGUGUGAUCUGCAAUGACAUCAUGGCCUAUAUGUUUGGUUUCUUCUUUGGUCGGACCCCACUCAUCAAGUUGUCCCCGAAGAAGACUUGGGAAGGCUUCAUUGGGGGCUUCUUUGCUACUGUGGUGUUUGGCCUUCUGCUGUCCUAUGUGAUGUCUGGGUACAGAUGCUUUGUCUGCCCCGUGGAGUACAACAAUGACACCAACAGCUUCACUGUGGACUGUGAGCCCUCGUACCUGUUUCGCCUGCAGGAGUACAACAUUCCUGGGGUGAUCCAGUCGCUCCUUGGCUGGAAAACAGUCCGGAUGUACCCCUUCCAGAUUCACAGCAUUGCCCUCUCCACCUUUGCCUCGCUCAUCGGCCCCUUUGGAGGAUUCUUCGCAAGUGGAUUCAAACGAGCCUUUAAAAUCAAAGACUUUGCCAACACCAUUCCUGGCCAUGGAGGCAUCAUGGAUCGCUUUGACUGCCAGUAUCUGAUGGCCACCUUUGUCAAUGUGUACAUCGCCAGUUUUAUCAGGGGCCCGAAUCCGAGCAAGCUGAUUCAGCAGUUCCUGACCUUGCGGCCAGAUCAGCAGCUCCACAUCUUCAACACGCUUAAGUCUCACCUAACCGACAAGGGGAUGCUGAUGGCCGCCACGGAGGAUGAAUAGGGGCCACGCAGGGUCGGGAGAGCAGGAGCAGGACCGAGCGAGGGGCAGGGCUCCAAGGCAAGCCCAGCUGUGUGACGUAGACGAUGACAAGGCUUCAACUCACUGUCUUUUUUUUUUUUUUUUUUGUAGAGUGUUUUUUAUUUGUGAGUUAAAAAGAAAUCUGUAUAUACAGUCUGUGUGCUUAUGAUUUGGGUUGUGAGUAAACUAUAGCUUUGAGUUGGAAAGAAGUCACAGAGGUAAAACCAUGGUGUUUUUUAAACAAAAGGUUUUGACAACCGAGAAGACAGUGUUGCCCAGCUCGGGAACAUCUGCUUGGCGCUUCUAGCUGCAAUCAGUUGAACUGUUUCUGGGCUCGAGCAGAGAGUGGACAUACAUCUGUGGCCGACAGUUCAGGGGACCCCUGCCGUGUUGGUAGCUGCCCCCGAGCAGGGAACAGGAGCAUGGCUUGGAUGUCUUUGCUGCUGGAGAGCUAUCACCUGGGCUUCUCAAUAGUCCCUGGCUUGGAGCUGCAGGAGGGUUGCCUUCUCCAGGCCGGAAGGAUGAAGGCUUAGUAAUCAGAUAAGCAUUCUCUCCACACACAAUCCUGCGGAGCAUGAGCUCUGCUUUCUGAUAUGGGUUCACCUUACUUCAUCACACACUGAAAGAAGGUUUCAGCUUUUAUUUUCUUCAGAAAGCACGAAAAAUUAUUUAUAAUAGUCUGGGGAAAAAAAAACCACACUGUAAUAUUUCAGGUGUGUGCAGUAGAAUGUACUGUAACCGAGCCCUUUCCCACAGGUUUUAGGGUCAGGUGGCUCCUGUAGGGCAGUCCAGCUAACCGUGUCUUUUCGGGGGCGACGCCAUUCACCUUUGUGCUGUAGACUUGCUGCUGAAUCCUUCCUGGGGGCUUUCCCGUUAGGCAGGGGGCAGAGGGCUUCUGGUUCUUGCACCUUUUGCCUGACCGACCACCCAUGUAGCUGCUGUGUUGUAUAUAUAUUACUCUUAAGGCAAGUGUGUAUCUGUGUGUGUUUUAAAAAUCACUUAUUUCUUAUAGUGAUUUCAAGUGUACCAUGACUUCACUGAAACCACAAAGUCCUGCUUUAAACUCUGGAAAACCUAACCCGAUUAGAGAUUUGACUGUUGUGAAGAUUAAAUGCACACUUUUUAUAUAAUGUGACCAGUUUAAAUGUAGUUUGUAUUUUACUAGGGGACCUUUUUCUUUUAAACUGUGAUUUAUUUUUUUCCCUUCCUAGUUACAGGGGUGGACUUUGGGAAGACAAGUUCUUUGUUGGGACAACGAGUAAGGAAGUGCAGGAGAGAGAACUUGGUGCCCAAAUGUGUUAAAUUAUUCUGUGCCACGGUUGUUCCUCUUGCCAAAUGAGGGUGUAAUGGUUUGCUUUGGCACCUUGGUCUGGUGCUGGUUGCUUUGUUUCUGUUUAAAUCAGCCUUCCUGCCUCCCUGAAAGCCCACAGUCAGCCCAGACCACCGGAGCGUCCAGCUCAAGGCAGACCCCUCUCGACGUAUCAGCUGACAAUCACUGCGUGACCUCCACAUGCAGGCAGCAUUGAGGCACCCUCCUUCUGAGCUUUUCCUUCCAUUUUACACUUGGCUUUUCUUUUUCACGUCCAAGGGCCCCUUAAAAACAAAAUGUAUUUUUGCACAGGGGUUUCAGUCCUGGCUCUGUGACCCUGGGCAGGGCGCAUCGCUCUCUGGGUCCUUACUUUCUGAACUAUCUUCUAAUUCCAGCAUUCCGUGGUUCUGGCUGAGCAAGUUCAUGUCAUGGGCUGCUGUGGGUGUUGUCAUGUCCUGGGCACCCAAAAAGCAGGUGCUUUCAGGCCUUUUCUAAAUGCUUGUCCUUAUGAUGAGUCAGUAUCUCAGCAACAGUGGAGGCGAUUAGUAACGAAUCAGUUUUCUUAUUGAAGAGUGAACUUGGUUCCCCAAACCAGGGACAGAAGGGCACCUCAUUUGUCUCUGUUGCCCCAUUUUGGGCAUAUGGUGGGGUCCUUGGUUGCUAAGGCCCAGCAGCAGAGAGGCACUCUUGAAUAGGGCUGCCUUUGGAAUCAGGGAGCCUGGUACAUUCCUUUGUGGAAGUGGUCACUGUUGGGGGGUCCUGGGAUGCUGGGAAACUGAAGCUGGAUGCUCAUCAGAGCUGCUAGCAAGAAGGCGAGAGGGUCAGCUUGGGUUUAUUUUCUUCUGAUUUCCCCACGUGCUUUCUGGUGAAAUAAGGAAUUUUCUAGUUGAGUAGCCUGGAGAGCAACACCGCCUUGUGUCUAUAUAGCGCAGUGGUUUUCUUUCUCCCAUUUAUUGAAGAUAUUUCACCGUACAGAUAAGAUUCAAGAGACUGUUUGAACAUACACCUGUGCAGAUGUUAAUGAACAGCAUAACUUGCUUCAGAUCCAUUGUUUUGUGUGUAUGAGAAAUAAAAUGUGACUGAAACUGUGGGCA